Molecule: messenger RNA, 543 nt
Organism: Perca flavescens (yellow perch)
Lineage: Eukaryota; Metazoa; Chordata; Actinopteri; Perciformes; Percidae
Gene: asdurf
Product: ASNSD1 upstream open reading frame
Exons: 4
Coding region: 99-344 (81 amino acids)
Source: RefSeq, a predicted model, not a curated record
CGCACCCGAAGAAGCUCUCAAAGCUGUUGAGCAUGUGUUUACACCACACUCGCUGAGGUUAGCUAGCUUCAACAUUAUUAUAAAAAAACCUCACCAAAAUGUCUUCGAAAAGUCGGGAUAACGACGACAACUUUGAAGGACAGUCUGCACAUAAGGAGGAAAUGAACAGAAAGAUCAAGGAGCAGAAGAUUGUAGUAGACGAGCUCUCCAAUCUGAAGAAAAACAGGAAAGUCUACAUCCAGCAGAGGAACAGUAACAUAUUCUUCCUAGCAGACAGAAGUCAGACACUGGGUUUGUGCAAAAAGGAACUGGAUAACAUGAAAAAGGAUCUGCAGGAUAUGUAAGACGGACCCUUACCGCAACAAUGUGUGGCAUCUUUUGUCUGUUGAGUCUGUCACCUACUCAGUUUGAGUGGGACAAAACAGUUCAUGAACAUUUGAAAAGAAGAGGGCCCAACUUGAGCCAGGAUCUCACAGUUCGAGGCACAAAUCCCAGCUAUCGGUGUUUCUUCUCCGCUCAUGUUCUUCACAUGAGAGGCAUUCU